AUGGUAGAGAUUGAUUUUAAUGUUUCAUGCUUUGGGGAAUACGAUGAUCAAGAAAUAGUUGAUCAAGUGCUGACAAAUUAUGAACUAAAUCUAGUUGAUGAAACAAGCGAUGAUAGUUUGUUAGGUAUUUGCUUAAUAUUAAUUUCUAAUGCUAAAACACAGCCUUCUGAUUCUCCACUUGAAAUUGAUGAACGUAUAGUUGGUGGUUCGGCAUUACAAGUUAAAUAUCGUAAAUUUCAGGUUGCUGUAUUAAUGAAACUAUUUAUGUGUGGGGGUACAUUGAUUUCAUUGGAAUGGGUUUUAACUGCAGCUCAUUGUGUUAUUAAUGUCUAUAAGGAAGACACAACGGUUCGUGCUGGCUCUAACAAUUGGGAUUAUGGUGGAGUUUUAAGAUGGGCGAAAAAACUUAUUCCACAUUUCGGUUUUGAAACAGGGACUUUAAAUAAUGACAUUGCUUUAAUUCUUUUGAAAAGUCCUUUCAUGAAAAGUAAUUAUAUUGGCCCUAUUGCUAUAGCUCAACAUUUACCAGCAAGUGGUUCAAAAUUACAAGUAUCUGGUUUUGGUCAAACUGCCACAGAAAGUGAUUUAGCUCCUUAUUUGCUAACAGUUUGGGUUGACAUGAUUUCAUUUUCAAAAUGUCAAGAAUUCUAUAACAACGGUUUAACUGAUACACAAUUUUGUGCUGGAGUUCCAGAAGGAGGAAAAGGUGCAUGUUAUGGUGAUUCUGGUGGUCCUUUAACAUAUAAUGGAUAUUUAAUCGGGCUGGUUUCAUGGGGUCACGAUUGUGGUGAUAAAGAUUAUCCCAGCGUUUUUACUAGAGUGCCGCUUUAUGAUACUUGGAUUUCAAAUACAAUGAGGGAUAAUAUUUAA
Messenger RNA from Condylostylus longicornis, 870 nucleotides. Its product is annotated as trypsin-like. The record is from RefSeq and is a predicted model, not a curated record. Gene Ontology annotation, biological process: proteolysis. The transcript has 5 exons. Bases 1 to 870 code for a protein of 289 amino acids. Gene Ontology annotation, molecular function: serine-type endopeptidase activity. NCBI's taxonomy places the organism in Eukaryota, Metazoa, Arthropoda, Insecta, Diptera, Dolichopodidae.